AUGUGGUGGGCACCCUUAGAGAAUGCUCAGCUGGAGCGAUCUUCUGUGGAUUACAACGCACAUCUCCAUCCUCACCUACCUCCAAGGAAGGUCCUAAUGGAAGCUGACACAAAGACCGAACUGAAAAGGCGCAUUUAUAUUGCUUUACUCUCACGCUUCCCCGGCCAGCCGCCCUGCCGGAGCCAGGAGCAGGAUGCGGGCGGCUUCUCCCGCAGCUCGGCCGGGACAGGCAGCCAGGAGCUCGGCCCGGGCAGCGCCGAGAGCCCUGCGGGAUGGGACGGGACGGGACGGGGCCACCGCGGCGCCGCCGCCCCCGACCCCGCCGCAGCGCGGCCCCUCAGCGCGGACGGGCACCCAGCGGAGCCGAGCCCGGCCGGGCGGGCGCUCAGCGCCCCUCAGCGUGGCUGCCGAGCCCAGCCCGGCCGGGCAGGCACCCACCGCCCCUCAGCGCGGCUGCCGAGCCCAGCCCGGCCGGGCAGGCACCCACCGCCCCUCAGCGCGGCUGCCGAGCCCAGCCCGGCCGGGCAGGCACCCACCGCCCCUCAGCGCGGCUGCCGAGCCCAGCCCGGCCGGGCAGGCACCCACCGCCCUUCAGCGCGGCUGCCGAGCCCAGCCCGGCCGGGCAGGCACCCACCGCCCUUCAGCGCGGCUGCCGAGCCCAGCCCGGCCGGGCAGGCACCCACCGCCCCUCAGCGCGGCUGCCGAGCCCAGCCCGGCCGGGCAGGCACCCACCGCCCCUCAGCGCGGCUGCCGAGCCCAGCCCGGCCGGGCAGGCACCCACCGCCCUUCAGCGCGGCUGCCGAGCCCAGCCCGGCCGGGCAGGCACCCACCGCCCCUCAGCGCGGCUGCCGAGCCCAGCCCGGCCGGGCAGGCACCCACCGCCCCUCAGCGCGGCUGCCGAGCCCAGCCCGGCCGGGCAGGCACCCACCGCCCCUCAGCGCGGCUGCCGAGCCCAGCCCGGCCGGGCAGGCACCCACCGCCCUUCAGCGCGGCUGCCGAGCCCAGCCCGGCCGGGCAGGCACCCACCGCCCUUCAGCGCGGCUGCCGAGCCCAGCCCGGCCGGGCAGGCACCCACCGCCCCUCAGCGCGGCUGCCGAGCCCAGCCCGGCCGGGCAGGCACCCACCGCCCCUCAGCGCGGCUGCCGAGCCCAGCCCGGCCGGGCAGGCACCCACCGCCCUUCAGCGCGGCUGCCGAGCCCAGCCCGGCCGGGCAGGCACCCACCGCCCCUCAGCGCGGCUGCCGAGCCCAGCCCGGCCGGGCAGGCACCCACCGCCCCUCAGCGCGGCUGCCGAGCCCAGCCCGGCCGGGCAGGCACCCACCGCCCCUCAGCGCGGCUGCCGAGCCGGCACCCACCGCCCCUCAGCGCGGCUGCCGAGCCCAGCCCGGCCGGGCAGGCACCCACCGCCCCUCAGCGCGGCUGCCGAGCCCAGCCCGGCCGGGCAGGCACCCACCGCCCCUCAGCGCGGCUGCCGAGCCCAGCCCGGCCGGGCAGGCACCCACCGCCCCUCAGCGCGGCUGCCGAGCCGGCACCCACCGCCCCUCAGCGCGGCUGCCGAGCCCAGCCCGGCCGGGCAGGCACCCACCGCCCCUCAGCGCGGCUGCCGAGCCCAGCCCGGCCUGCCACUCAGCGCCCCUCCUGCGGCACCAGCCGUGCCAGCGCCCACCCCACACGUACCCCGCGCCCCGCCGCCGGCACACAAUGUCGCGUCGUAGCAAAAAAAAAAAUAAAAAUUAAAAAUUCGUCUUCCCCCAGUGACAGCUCCUUCACCCCCUCCCCGGCCGUGCGAGAGCCGAGCCCGGCGCGCAAAGCUCCUUACGGGCUAUAUCCGUGCCGCUCCGGGCAUGAUCCGGUGAGAGCAGCCGGUAGCCUGGCUGGGACCGGGGCCCCGGUUAAAUAUUCUGUUGCGCUCUCGCCUUCAGAUUAG
Molecule: messenger RNA, 1926 nt
Organism: Zonotrichia leucophrys gambelii
Lineage: Eukaryota; Metazoa; Chordata; Aves; Passeriformes; Passerellidae
Product: basic proline-rich protein-like
Exons: 2
Coding region: 1-1926 (641 amino acids)
Source: RefSeq, a predicted model, not a curated record